Messenger RNA from Bactrocera latifrons, 1951 nucleotides. It is a transcript of the gene Amt, whose product is annotated as putative ammonium transporter 2. Gene Ontology annotation, molecular function: ammonium channel activity. Gene Ontology annotation, biological process: ammonium homeostasis; ammonium transmembrane transport. The transcript has 5 exons. The coding region runs from base 119 to 1888 and encodes 589 amino acids. The record is from RefSeq and is a predicted model, not a curated record. Gene Ontology annotation, cellular component: membrane. NCBI's taxonomy places the organism in Eukaryota, Metazoa, Arthropoda, Insecta, Diptera, Tephritidae.
UAAAGUACUUAAAACACAUGCAUUAUUCUCAGUUGGCGGAGUUUCGACAUUCCCAAAAAAAUCUGAGAAGUAUCCUUUUGCAUUCAAGCAUGAAAAUUUACCUAAACGCAGAGGCACAAUGACUUCAAAAGUGACAAAUGUCUCAGCAUCCCAAGCCACUGCGUUAAAGGGCAUUAUACGCAACAGUAGUUAUGUCAUACCAGGAUUAUACGACCUUAGCGUGGAGGAUACCAAUUGGGUGUUGACGUCGUCGUUCAUCAUUUUCACAAUGCAAACUGGGUUUGGCAUGCUUGAGUCGGGUUGUGUGUCGAUUAAAAAUGAGGUCAACAUCAUGAUGAAGAACGUCAUUGAUAUUGUACUUGGCGGCUUUACCUACUGGCUCUUCGGUUAUGGCAUGAGUUACGGCCGUGGACCACUUUCGAAUCCAUUCAUAGCCGUUGGAGAUUUUCUACUGGAUCCACCUGUGGGUGAUCCCUUAAUGGGGCAAAUUUUUGCUGCAUUUUUAUUUCAGUUGUCCUUUGCUACGACAGCAACAACGAUUGUAAGUGGCGCCAUGGCAGAAAGAUGCAAUUUCAAAGCGUACUGUAUAUUUUCGUUAUUAAAUACUGCUGUCUACUGUAUACCCGCCGGUUGGGUGUGGGGUGAACAUGGCUUCCUCAAUAAUCUUGGAGCUGUUGAUAUAGCGGGAAGUGGACCCGUACAUUUAAUUGGAGGUGCAGCCGCAUUUGCAUCUGCUGCUAUGUUGGGUCCACGUUUGGGUCGCUACGCAGACGGCUACGAUCCUCUGCCACUUGGUAAUCCUGUGAACGCAUGCAUGGGUCUAUUUGUGCUCUGGUGGGGAUGGCUAGCUUUUAAUUCCGGCAGUACAUAUGGUGUAAGUGGUGCCAAAUGGCAAUACGCUGCACGUGCUGCUGUCAUGACUAUGAUGGGUUCAUUUGGUGGUGGUAUCAUAAGUUGCGCAUACUCGCUUUGGCGUCAUGAUGGUCGUAUGGACAUUAUUGACCUUAUUAACGGUGUACUCGGGUCACUGGUCUCAAUUACGGCUGGGUGUUUUCUAUAUCGUGCUUGGGAGGCACUAGUCAUUGGGAUGUUGGGUGCCUUACUUUGCGUUGUCGCAAUGCCGUUGUUCGACCGGUUAGGAGUCGACGACCCAGUAGGUGCAAGCUCUGUUCACGGAGUUUGUGGCAUUUGGGGUGUUAUCGCGGUUGGACUUUUCGCUGACAAUCCUGUACCGUUAGAGACAACGAAGGGACGUUCAGGACUGUUUAAAGGUGGCGGUUGGUACUUGGUUGGCAUACAGACUUUGUCGGCACUAUGCCUUGCCUGCUGGGGCAUAUGUUCAACGUUUCUACUACUGUAUAUUAUCAACAAAUUUAUACCAUUACGCAUGGAUCCAAAUGAAGAGUUGCUCGGCGCUGAUUUAAUGGAACACCGAAUUCGCCACUCACAAAUCGGUUUGUCUCGUGCCAUUUCCGCAUUAGCACCGAUUAAGGUGAACCUCAAAGAAGUCGCCGGAAUUCAGCCAAUUGGUCUAAAUCCAGGUCAUGAGAAGAGCAUUGAACAGCUACGCGCUGCCGAAGAUAAAUUAUUAGAAUGGCAGCGAUAUCUUGAACAAAUGGGACCACAUUUACCCAAGCAUGUGCAAGAGCAAUUUGCCACAGAGGAGCACAAUAUACUCAAACAGAUUCAUACAUCGCCCGAUCGUAAGGCGCAAACGGUUGGCAAUACUUUUAGUAACAAAUUAAAAACGGUAUAUAUCAAGAAAGACCCGGAUCGUAAUGUGCAUACUCAAAUUACUCCCGCGUUUUACAAUCCGAACAUUAAAGAAUUACCAGUGAUUUCAACGAAACAAAUUGACAAGGAUAUCAAUUUUGCAUGGAUUGAUUAAAUAGAGCACACCCUAAAUGUAUUUAAGGAAUUUCGUGCAAUAAAGAAGAUAUUUAUAAAAUUA